Molecule: messenger RNA, 2295 nt
Organism: Nyctereutes procyonoides (raccoon dog)
Lineage: Eukaryota; Metazoa; Chordata; Mammalia; Carnivora; Canidae
Gene: HAPLN3
Product: hyaluronan and proteoglycan link protein 3
Exons: 5
Coding region: 395-1483 (362 amino acids)
Biological process (GO): cell adhesion
Molecular function (GO): hyaluronic acid binding
Source: RefSeq, a predicted model, not a curated record
CAUGGGGGGCACCUUCUGUGCUAGUUUUUUACCCCAGAGUACACAGGCAGCUUCCAAAAUAUAUUUAUAUCACCCCCUGAAACUCUUGCUGUGGUUUAUUGGUUCAUCACUUGCUCCGUCCAGAUGGGCUUUGGCCUGGGCUGGCGCCCCCACCCUGGGCCCUCGGUCCUCCCAGAGGCCAGCAUUCUUGUUUACCUGCCAGCUGUGGAGAGCUUAACAGCAGGAGAAGGGAGGAGACUCUGAGGAGUCCCACUUCCGAGGCCCGAUCUCUUGCCCUCAGUUCUCCACUGCCACCUGCCAGACCCACACUGCCCUGGAGCCCGUAGCUCUACCAGCCUGCCCCAGACUCCAGCCUUGCCCCAGACACCCUGGCCCUGUGGCCGUGCCUGGCGUCAUGGGCCUGCUGCUCCUGGUCCUGCUGUUCCUGCUGCCCUGCAUCUCCGGGCUGCCCUUCUACAAUGGCUUCUACUACUCCAACAGUCCCAAUGGCUGGAACCUGGGCAAUGGCCACAACGAAGGCGUCUUCAACGGGGUGAAGCUGUUGGUAGAGACACCCGAGGAGACCCUGUUCUCCCACCAGGGGGCCCAAGUGACCCUGCCCUGCCGCUACCACUACGAGCCCACCCUGCUGGCCCCGAGGACUGUACGCAUCAAGUGGUGGAAGCUGUCAGAGAAUGGGGCCCCAGAGCAGGAUGUGCUGGUGGCCAUCGGGCAGAGGCACCGCUCCUUCGGAGACUACCGAGGCCGGGCGCGUCUGUGGCAGAACGGGGAGCGCGAAGUGUCGCUGCAGAUCAGGGACUUGCGGCUGGAGGACUCUGGGCGUUACCGCUGUGAGGUCAUUGAUGGGCUGGAGGACCAGAGUGGCCUGGUGGAGCUGGAGCUACGGGGUGUGGUCUUUCCCUACCAGCACCCUCAGGGGCGCUAUCAGCUCAACUUCCAUGAGGCCCAGCGGGCGUGUGAGGAGCAGGAUGCGGUGGUGGCAUCCUUCGAGCAGUUGUUCCGGGCCUGGGAGGAGGGCCUGGACUGGUGUAAUGCAGGCUGGCUGCAGGACGCCUCGGUGCAGUACCCCAUCACGCUGGCCCGGCAGCCCUGCGGUGGCCUGGGCCUGGCACCUGGUGUGCGCAGCUACGGCCCACGUCACCACCGCCUGCACCGCUAUGAUGUAUUCUGCUUUGCUCCUGCCCUCAGGGGGCAGGUGUACUACCUAGAACACCCUGAGAAGCUGACCCUGGCAGAGGCAAAGGAGGCCUGCCAGGAAGACGGUGCCCAGAUCGCCAAGGUGGGCCAACUCUUUGCUGCCUGGAAGUUCCGGGGCCUGGACCGCUGUGAUGCUGGCUGGCUGGCAGAUGGCAGCGCCCGCUACCCUGUUGUUCACCCGCGUCCCAACUGCGGGCCUCUGGAGCCUGGGGUCCGAAGCUUUGGCUUCCCAGACCCGCAGAGCCGGGAGUAUGGCGUCUACUGCUACCGGCCACGCUACUCCUGAGCUAGUCCCCACGCCGGCUCUGCACCGCCCUGUGGUCCUUCCCCUCUCGGGCUCUAUUUAUUGAGUGGUUCGUUUUCCCUGGCAGCUUGGGGCAAGUUUUUUGUAUUGUUUUUAUUCUCAAGUUAAUUUUUUUUAAUUACUGCUUUUUGCUUGUUUUUUUGUAAAUCCAACAUUCCAAAUCUUCCCUUUGCUCAGGUGGACACCCCAAGGCUCUCCCAGGAAUCCCUCUUGCCUCUCUCUAGGACAUUGGAGGUUCAUGGGCCCACAAGUGCUCUCUACCAUCACUGAAUGUAGCCCUGCUCCCUGCUCCAGGGAGGCUGGUGCCCAGAGUGGACAGUGACACAUGGUGGCUGCAACUCCCCCUCCCCCUCAACCUGGGGGAGGAGAGGGUAACCAGGGAGCCCCUGGAACUAGGCACGGGGCAUCAUAGUCUCCUGCCUCCUUCUUCUCAGGCUGGGGGAGGGGAGGGUGUCCAGGGGGGCCCUGGAGCUGGGCCCUGGACAUUAUGGUCUCCUGCUGCCUCUGCUGCUGCCUCCUCCUCCUCUUCUUCUUCCUCCACCACCACCUCCUCCUCCUCCUGUCCUCCUCUGCGAAGCAGCUGGCCCAGAUCAGCACAGCUGUGGAGCUAGGGUUGGAAGCGGGUCCCUAGACUUCUAUGUGAAGUCCCAGGAAACAGAGAAAUUUCUCCAUUUUUUCCUUCUCUCUCCGAAGAGUGUAUUUUUUUCUCUCUCAUCUUUCCCUGCUCAGGGAGUGGCCCUCAGGUGUCUGUACUUUCUCUGAACAAUAAAUGGUGCUGUGACCACCCACCCCCA